Messenger RNA from Hibiscus syriacus, 948 nucleotides. RefSeq lists its product as uncharacterized. Bases 504 to 947 code for a protein of 147 amino acids. Gene Ontology annotation, biological process: microtubule cytoskeleton organization. Gene Ontology annotation, molecular function: microtubule binding. The record is from RefSeq and is a predicted model, not a curated record. The transcript has a single exon. NCBI's taxonomy places the organism in Eukaryota, Viridiplantae, Streptophyta, Magnoliopsida, Malvales, Malvaceae. Gene Ontology annotation, cellular component: cytoplasmic microtubule.
UCCAGUAUCAAAUGGCAAUUCCAUUCCCACAUUUAAUUGGCGUUAGUCUCACGCUCUCUGGUGGCUCAAAUUUCUUUGUCUCUCUUCUUACUUCCCUCUGCUUCAAUAAUUGAAUUCAAGUCCAGAAUCUCUCACGUAUCAUUCUGCAAUUAUCUUCAAAGGGAUUGGUAAUUAAGGAAGAGAAAUGGGGUUGUCAUUUGCGAAGCUUUUUAGCCGGCUUUUUGCCAAGAAGGAGAUGCGAAUUUUGAUGGUGGGUCUUGAUGCAGCCGGUAAAACACCAUCUUGUACAAGCUCAAGCUUGGAGAAAUUGUUACAACUAUUCCAACUAUCGGAUUUAACGUGGAGACCGAGAAUCCAAGUUCCAAAGCUUAGUAGAAGGGUUGGAGUCAAAAGAUCGGAUUAAAGUUUGCGAGUCAUUGAAUGACGUUCGGCGUUUCUCUUUAUAUCACUCCACACUACUGCUUCCAAUCUUAGAGAAGGUAAUAUCGGUAGUGGUGAAGGCAAUGAGUAACCCGAGAAGUGCCCUUUGCAAGACCUCGAUUAUGGCUGCUUCGGAUAUCUUCAAUGCAUUUGGUGAAAAGUUGCUCGACUUAACCGCUUCCGGUGCAUUUGAUCGGUUGUUUCUGCAAUUGUUACUUAAAGCUUCUCAAGGCAAGAAUUUUGUAUGUGAAGAAGCAGAUAGGUCACUGAAAGCAAUGGCAAACUUCAUUCCUCCUUUGCCUCUGCUUAAGAAGCUAGGCAGAUAUGUUACCCAUCGCAACCUUAGAGUCCGAGCUAAAUCGACUGUUUCUGUUUCGAACUCUGUUUCCAUGAUGGGUGUGGAAGAAAUGAAAGAGGUCGGGUUCGUUACACUGCUUCAACUGGCUAUGGAUUUGUUGAACGAUAGACUCCCCGAGGCCAGAGAAGUCGCAAGAAGCAUUGUGUUUUCGGUAUACAAGGCUCACUGAA